Messenger RNA from Penicillium cinerascens, 861 nucleotides. Its product is annotated as GPR1/FUN34/yaaH family-domain-containing protein. NCBI's taxonomy places the organism in Eukaryota, Fungi, Ascomycota, Eurotiomycetes, Eurotiales, Aspergillaceae. The transcript has 6 exons. Bases 1 to 861 code for a protein of 286 amino acids. Gene Ontology annotation, molecular function: acetate transmembrane transporter activity. Gene Ontology annotation, cellular component: plasma membrane. The record is from RefSeq and is a predicted model, not a curated record.
AUGUCCUCUACCACUGGCGAGGAGAACCACCAUGAGCCAAUCAUUCCAACACCUUCUCCUGCAAAAGAAAUCGAUCCAUUGCAACGCAUUAGAACAGCAGGAAAUGUUUCAAUCCCACCGGAACUGUUCGAACAGUUGUACCUUUCCCCUCACAAUCGAGUCAAAGGCGAAUUGCGACAGACCUUCGGAAACCCUACUCCAAUCGCUUUGGGUGGCUUCCUGAUCUGUGCUACACCGUUCUCGAUGGUGGCGUUGGGCUGGGACGGUGCAGGUGGUCUUGACGCUGCAAAUGUUGGUUCUCUUGUAUUUAUGGGAGGUCUUCUAUUGAUAUUAGGAGCCGUCGGGGAAUGGAUUUUAGGCAACACUUAUCCUGCCACAGUAUUUGCAAUAUUCGGGGGAUUCUGGUUUUCCUUCGGCGCUACCUUGCAACCUAGCUUCAACGCGUACGGCGCCUACUCUCCAGAUCCUUCAGAUCUGGCCAAGGGCAUGAACGCCGGGUUCUUUGCCACGUUUGCGUUUUUCAUGGUGGCAAUCUUGAUUGUCCUCACAGUACUCGGCAUCGCAAGCAUCCGAACAAAUGUGAGCUUGUUCUCGUUGUUCAUUGUCUUCAUUCCUGCGGUUGGCUGCCUAACUGCAUCUUUCUUCGCUAUCGCUCGCGGUGACGCUGUCUACGCCACAAAACUUCAGCAUGUCGGUGCAGGUCUGCUGCUGGCUGCGAGUUUGAUUGGAUUCUACAUAUUCAUCGCCCUAGUACUUGCUUCAGUCGACUUUCCUAUUACAAUCCCCCUUGGGGAUUUAUCUACAGUUAUCAAAGGGGCAAAUGAAAGGGCAAGAAAAAGGGGCAAGGCUGAAAUGGUUUAA